AUGCUGCUUGCCCUCCUCGCCUUCGUGAGUAACUCCAAUUGGGAUCCAAGUCAAGUGAGCGAGCUGUCCAUCAACUGGCAGGAGCCGGUGAGUUUCGAAGUGGUUACGGAGCCAGUGGCGACUCUUAUCAACCUCACGAAGCUGGUGAUGUUCGACUUCCAUUUCAUCCGCACUUCUUGCUUCUUCGGCACCGACAAUCCCGUACUCUAUUUUGUCGGCCGAUUGCUUACAUGCCCGGUGGCUUGUGCUCUGCUACUGUGUGCUUGGGUCCUGCAGAAGAUGCUCGGACGUCACAAGCCAUUCAACACGGUGUUGAAUCAGUGUGGAGUGAUGAUCUUUGCCUUCUUCCUGUCCAUCACCCGCGCGACCCUGAUUCCAUUUCAGUGUGUCGAGAACCCAAAUGGAACUAGCUCAAUGAUGCUGCACCCGGGCAUCAUUUGCUACCAAUCGGAGGAGCAUGCCCUCUUUGCUGCACUUUCUGUGGUAGGAGUUGUGACUCAGCCCUUGGCUAUCCUGGUGUUGGCCACCUACGUCAUCUUCACGUAUCCAUCGCGUGUAGCCGGUGGCAAGGGGCUUCGCUUCUCCACGCGAUAUCGUUUCCUUCUUCACAGGUUCAAGCCUUCGUCCUACUACUACGGCUUGGUCCUCCUCUACCGCAAUGCUAUCAUCGCUCUUCUGCCUACGGUUCUGGUCGGCGUGCCGGAAGUUCAAGUACCGUUAAUGGGCAUCAUGCAAACUGCGCCAUGGCGAACACAAAUGGCCAAUCGCGUCGACAUGCUGUUGACGGACCUUCUUCUCGUCACUCUGCUCAGUGCCGGUCCUCUGCUGCUACUGGACGAGGCUUCGUCCACGGCCGUGCUCGGUCACCACAAGGCAGGGGGUGGGAGCUUGAGCCGCUUGAUGAAGCUCGUGAUUCUGCAGCACUCUUCCGUGUUCUUGGACAGCGACCAGCUUCAGAACCUCGACUUGUUGUUUGACAUCAUCCGGACAUCGACAAAGAACGUGGUCGUGGUGCUCACCGGAGAGCUGCUGUCUAGAAGCUGGUGUGCGGGAGAGAUCGUAACCGCCUGGAAGAAUGACAUUCACACGGUGCCCUUGCUCUGCGAAGGUUUCGAAAGGCUGUCUGACGAGGCACAGAAGCAGAUCCCUUCACUUUGGACGCCUCACCAAGUUGCACAAUUGGCAAGCUACGGGAUCCAGCUUGAUGAUGUGAACUUGGCUUAUUCAUGGCUGCAGCAUGAGCUAACUCCUCUCCAAAUGGCCCGCUUUGGUCCAGUUUGUGGCAGGGAAAAGGUGGUCGUGGAGCUUAUGAACGUCUGUGGAUUGUCGUCUCGUCGAACGACGAGCAAGACGGCCGGACAUGUCUCACGACCCCGGAUUCUCAUUUUGAGCUCCUAUAUGGAGGCAGAGUAUUUGUCCGCUUGCGAGGUCUUUCAAAUUCUUCUACAAGCACACCUCCAUGUCGAGUGCGAGGUUGUGCACGAUUUUCAGCAGAUUGCCACAUGCAAGCCUUUUGCCUACUACCUCAUUGCCUUGCUUUUCCGUGGCAUCCUCCGGGACGAAGAUUUCAUCAAGCUUCUCCUGUAUGCUACUCAGACUUGUACCUCGUCAAAACGGGCCUUGGAAUUGGUGCCAGUGGUUGCCGACUCCAACUUCGAAGUUCCAAACGUCGACGGGUAUUGGGCUCUCUAG
This is a messenger RNA of Symbiodinium sp. CCMP2592, 1692 nucleotides long. The record is from the annotation of a GenBank genome assembly. NCBI's taxonomy places the organism in Eukaryota, Dinophyceae, Suessiales, Symbiodiniaceae.